Molecule: messenger RNA, 1199 nt
Organism: Rhododendron vialii
Lineage: Eukaryota; Viridiplantae; Streptophyta; Magnoliopsida; Ericales; Ericaceae
Product: probable protein phosphatase 2C 1
Exons: 11
Coding region: 68-973 (301 amino acids)
Source: RefSeq, a predicted model, not a curated record
CAAAUCCAAUAAACGGACAGCACCAUCCCGGCAGGGCAUAGCAACGGUCGCUGAAGCGAAGCGGGAAAUGGCAGUUCCCAUUAUCAGGCCUUGUUCCAUUUCUCUCUCACACAGAUUAUUCAGUCAAUGGCCGAAGAAGAGGAAUUGGGUUUCUUGUUGUGCUCCAUCGGAAUCAACUCCUGCUCGGUCAGAAGUACAGAGGUCAGAGGUGUCAUUUUGUAUUGGAACUCACCUCAUUCCACACCCUAAAAAGGUUGACAAAGGUGGGGAGGAUGCAUUCUUCGUGAGCAGCUAUAAUGGGGGAGUUAUUGCUGUUGCCGAUGGUGUAUCUGGGUGGGCGGAGCAGAAUGUGGACCCUUCAUUGUUCUCUCGGGAACUAAUGGCUCAUGCUUCAGAUUUUGUUGGGGAUGAAGAGGUUAAUUAUGACCCCCAAAUUCUAAUGAGGAAAGCUCAUGCUGUGACAUCUUCAAGAGGUUCAGCUACUGUCAUUGUUGCCAUGCUAGAGAGGAAUGGGACUCUGAAGAUUGCCAAUGUCGGAGAUUGUGGACUACGUGUUAUUCGGAAAGGCCAAAUAAUCUUUUCCACAUUCCCACAAGAGCAUUAUUUUGAUUGCCCAUACCAGUUGAGCUCAGAGGUGGUUGGCCAAACAUACAUAGAUGCCACGAUGAGCAGUGUGCAGUUAACAGAGGGAGACAUCAUUGUGAUGGGCUCAGAUGGGCUUUUUGACAAUAUUUUCAACAGUGAAAUUAUAUCUACUGUAUCCAAAUACAGUGAGGUUGCUGAAGCUGCAAAGGCAUUAGCUAGUUUGGCUCACAAUCAUUCUACGGAUUCCAGCUUUGAUUCCCCUUAUUCCUUGGAGGCCAGAACCAGGGGUUAUGAUGUCCCUUGGUGGAAGAAAAUUGCCGGGAUUAAGUUGACAGGUGGUAAGCUUGAUGAUAUCACAGUGAUUGUUGGUCAGGUAGUAAGCGGAUGAAACCUCCUACGUCUGCGAGAUUGUCUUCCUGUGUCUUACCAUUGAAGCUCAAGGAUCCUUGGCAGUUUGCAGACUUGGGAGACAGACUGUUCUUUUUUGAUGAAUUCUUGUUGUAUACUGGAAUUUUCCUUCACAAUUGCAUAAAUAUAAACUAUUGCAAAACAAUUAUCAGAGAUCCUGGGUAUUUUUCCAUUGCGGGUGAAAUGGUAUGAAAUAUUGGGAAGAA